AUGCGGCUGAGGGGAGGCAGGGGCGCGCCGGCUCACCUCGAGACAGAAGAUGACGAAGAGCUGGAAGAUGAAGACACGGGCGAUGAAUUCCGCUCCUUUACCGCAGCUAGCAUUUCCUCACAUCGCACAAACGGACAUAGCACGAUUAACGGCUCGUCUACACCCGAUUUUGCCCCCGGCGCCAUUGUCCGCGUCAUGGUCGAGAACUUUGUCACCUACGAGAAAGCAGAAUUCCUCCCCGGGCCGAAUCUGAACAUGGUCAUCGGUCCCAAUGGUACCGGAAAGAGCUCGCUCGUCUGUGCCAUAUGUCUUGGGCUGGCUUUCCCCGCCAGCACUCUGGGCCGCUCGACGAGCUUUGGAGAUUUCGUCAAGCACGGCAAGGAACAUGCAAUUGUGGAGGUCGAGCUGCAGAGGCGACCCCAGGAUCGCAAGAACUACGUCUUCAGGCUGCAGAUCAACCGCGAGGACAAUACCAGACAAUUCUGGCUGAACGGCCACCCUUGCAAGCUGGCAGAUGUGAAACUGCGGAUGAAAGAAUUACGCAUACAGAUCGAUAACCUCUGCCAAUUUCUACCACAGGACCGGGUUGCUGAGUUCGCCGGACUGAACCCCGUCGACCUCCUUACCAGGACCCUGCAGGCAGCCGCCCCGGAAGAGGUCAUCAAGCAGCAAGAAGAGCUCCGAACUCUUUUUGGUCAGCAGAAGGAGUCCCAGCACAGUCUCGACACGCAGCUGGAAAGUCUUCGCAGCAUGCACACCCGGCAAGAAGGGCUACAGGGGGAUGUCGAUCGCCUGAGGGAGCGUGAACAGAUUCGACGGGUCAUCAAAGAUCUGCAAGACAGCCGUCUCAUUGUCCACUACAACGAGAAGAAGGCCCUGUUCGAGCAGAUCAAGGAGCAGCGGAAGCGAGCCCGCCAACAGCAACGUAGACUCGAGGAAAUGUCCGCCCCAUCUCUUGAGGCUGUAAACCUCAAGCAGGAAUACAAAGCCAAAAUCGAUGUUGCGCUCAGAGCCCGAAGGCGUCGACUUAUGCAAGCCGAAGAGGCUGCCGACAAGGCCCUCGAGGCUGUCCAGCAGGUCGAAGAGAGCACCAAACUCCUCGAAGCUGAGAAGGCGGCCGACGCAGGGUCAAUGGUCACUCAUCGGCAAGCAGUAUCGGCACAACGUACCAAGAUCACCAAACUCGAGGGCCAGUACAAGAACGGCAGAGACAUCGAAGCUAAAUUUAACCCUGCAGAAUGGAAUCACAAGAUUCGAGAAUGUACGAACCGUAUCAAAAAUGAGUUCUGGGAAAAGCUCCGAGAGCUUGAUACUACCAGGAAUGAUAUCCUUGACCGGGGCAAGGCAAAGAGAACACAAGUGAAGGCAAUCCAGGAAGAAAUCGAGAGCCUGAACUCGCAAGAGGGACAGCGCUUGGUGCAACUCCGGCGUAUCGAUCGCGAAGUCGCCACGGCUUAUCAAUGGCUUCAGGAACACCAAUCUGAGUUUGAAAAGGAAGUGUUUGGGCCACCGAUGCUGUCCUGUUCGGUGAAAGACAGGCGGUACUCCAAUCACAUACAGAUGUGCCUGCAGAGAGAUGACUUCCUCUGUUUUAUUGCGCAGACGAGAGCCGACCACGGGAAAUUGACCGAGCAAUUCUUCAAGAAGAUGAACUUGGCGGUUCCUGUGCGCACCAUCAUGGCCGACUUGACAGCCUUUAAGCCUCCUGUGCCGCGCGAAGGCUUGCAGGGCCUGGGCUUGGAUGGCUACGCUAUAGACUAUCUGGAGGGGCCAGACCCGGUGCUUGCCAUGCUAUGCUCCGAGAAGAAGCUCCACCUUACCGGGCUCGCUUUGAAGGAAAUCAGUGAGCAGCAGUACCAAAGAAUUACUGACGGUGAGGUGAUCAACUCCUUUGCGACCGGCAAUACCUACCAUCGGACCACGCGAUGCAGAGAGUAUGGGCCAGGAGCCACAUCUACGGUGACUACCACGAUCCGCCCAGGAAGGUUCUGGGGAGACGAGCCUCUGGACGUAGCGGCUAGGACCAAACUCGAGCAAGACCUCGAGGUUUGUGCGAGAGAACUCGAGGAAUUAAAGCAACAGUUUAAUGAGGUCAAAACCCAACAAUCCGAUAUAGAUAACGAGUCGAAGGAGGAGCAAAAGAGACUAAAGAAUCUAGAGGGUUUGCGUGAGCAACUGGAACAAGCGAAACAGAGGGUGUUAUCGUACGAUGCCAAAUUCAAGAAAAUGGCUCACAAGAAGGCCAAGAUCGUUCUUGAGCACCAGAAACAACUAAAGACGCUUCGUGAGGCGAGCCAGGCCGUCCUUGCGGCCCAGACCCGCCAUAUCGAAGCCAAUUCGGACUUGGAAGCCUUGAAGGAGCGGAACAAGGGCAUUGUGCAACAGCUCGAGGAAGAGAGGAAGAAGCUAGAAGAGCUUGUUCGCCGGGUGGACGAAGUCAAGGCCGAGGCCCGCAAUGCGCAAACCGCAAUCAGAGAGCUUCUGACCAUCCCUGAUACUGAUGGGGAGAUGGACAUUGAGCGGAGAGACUACCUCGUCCGGUUCUCCGAGGGAAAGACCCUCGAGGGCGUUGCUGAGGACAUCCAGGUGGAGAAUUCCAAACUCGAACUCAUCCAUGAUGCCGACCCUGGUCUACUGCGCGACUUUGAGAAACGCGCAAAGGAUAUCAAGAGACAGCAGGCCGAGAUUGAGAAGAGACAGGCGGCUCUGGACAAGCUCAAAGAGGAAAUCCAGGAGAAGCGACAGAACUGGGAGCCUUCGUUGGACGAGAUCGUCAGAAGGAUCAAUGACGCGUUUUCCUACAAUUUUGAGCAGAUUAACUGCGCUGGUGAGGUUGGUGUACACAAGGACGAGGAUUUUGACAAAUGGGCGAUCGAGAUCAAGGUCAAAUUCAGAGAAAACGAGACCCUUCAAAAGCUCGAUCAACAUCGUCAAUCUGGUGGCGAGCGGGCCGUGUCGACUAUCUUCUACCUUAUGUCCCUGCAGGCGAUGGCGCAGGCGCCCUUCCGCGUGGUCGAUGAGAUCAACCAGGGGAUGGACCCGCGAAACGAGCGCCUGGUGCACGAGCGAAUGGUGGAGAUUGCCUGCAAGGAGCACACAUCGCAGUACUUCCUGAUCACGCCCAAGCUGCUGCCAGGGCUGAGGUACGACGAACGCAUGAAGGUCAUGUGUAUCGCCAGUGGCGAGCACAUGCCGGCCGAUGGCGGCAAGAUGGACUUUGCGAAGUGUGCCAGCAUUAAGAAGAGGUUACUGGCGGCUGCCAGUGCCUAG
Cryphonectria parasitica EP155 is the source of this 3270-nucleotide messenger RNA. RefSeq lists its product as uncharacterized. Gene Ontology annotation, cellular component: Smc5-Smc6 complex. Gene Ontology annotation, biological process: double-strand break repair via homologous recombination. Gene Ontology annotation, molecular function: ATP hydrolysis activity; ATP binding. Bases 1 to 3270 code for a protein of 1089 amino acids. The transcript has 4 exons. Lineage: Eukaryota; Fungi; Ascomycota; Sordariomycetes; Diaporthales; Cryphonectriaceae. The record is from RefSeq and is a predicted model, not a curated record.